AUAUAAUAUAAAAAAAAAAUGCAAGAACAAAAGAAACGGGUAGAAGACCAUAUGACAAAAAUGGUCGAAGAGAUCGAUAAGACUUAUCUGCGAAAAAUGCAGAGAGAUAUGCAUUUGUGUGCCGCACAAUGUUGCGAAAAUGAAACGUACAGCGUACAAAAGGUGCACAACUGUGUGGAGAACUGUAGUUCCUCUAUAAAUAAGGCUCAACAGUAUGUUGAAGGAGAGUUCGAACGAGUACAGAAUCGUCUGCAGAGGUGCAUAAUGGAGUGCAAUGAUAGCAUAAAAGACAAAAUGGGUCCAUAUCCAGUACAGAGUGAUGUAGAUAAAUAUACUGAAGAGUUUGAGAGAUGUGCAACUAAAUGUGUGGACUCUUAUUGUGAUUUACUGCCUUCUUUAGAAAAGACUAUGAAGAAAGUUCUAAGUAAAAAGGAAUUCUAGUGUUAUUUAAAAGGUAGCUUAUUCUGAACUUUGUAGUUUCAAAAUAAAAAUAUUUACCGUA
This is a messenger RNA of Pseudomyrmex gracilis, 502 nucleotides long. RefSeq names its product protein FAM136A. NCBI's taxonomy places the organism in Eukaryota, Metazoa, Arthropoda, Insecta, Hymenoptera, Formicidae. The transcript has 3 exons. The record is from RefSeq and is a predicted model, not a curated record. Bases 19 to 441 code for a protein of 140 amino acids. Gene Ontology annotation, cellular component: cytoplasm.